Molecule: messenger RNA, 2070 nt
Organism: Aureobasidium vineae
Lineage: Eukaryota; Fungi; Ascomycota; Dothideomycetes; Dothideales; Saccotheciaceae
Source: the annotation of a GenBank genome assembly
AUGGGUCGCUUCCAUCCCGUCUACAUCCGACGCUCGGAUGGUAUGCUGGAGACAGCUACCAAGAACGGCGCCAGGAUCCAGAAAGAGGCCAACAAACCCACGCCUAAGCAGCUGGACGACAAGCCUAAGCCCGAUGGAGUCAAGGACUACUACCGCGAGGUCGCCAUCGACGAGUCCAAGCACAUGGACUGGAGGAGGAAGCUGGCUGCCAUGCUUGCGCGCGACCUCGGCCUAGAUCUCGGUGUAAAGNGUUACAUCCUCGCCCACUUCCCCGAGAACUACCGACUCUUCGAGCACGUCAAGACGGCAAAGAAAGGAGAAGGAGAGCCAAAGACAAAAACACACGCUGGUGGCGGCAACGAGCGUCAAGAUGCCUACCUGUACGGCCACCCUCUCGGCCGCAAGAAGCGCUUCAGAAGUCCUGGUGACUUUUACCCGCAUCUGCUCUGGCUGGCCACCGACCCGGAAGGCGACUCGGACAAUUGCGCUUGCAAGAUUUGUUGCCCGGAGGAACUCGAUGCUUCGAUGAAAGAGAGGGAGGCCAACACGAACCCCGUCCUGGCUCGUCGUCCAAGCACACAAACCAGACCGUCCAACACUCCCACUCCCGCCGCUCAGUCCUCGACUCCUACCACGCUCCCCAACCGUGUCGCUACUACCCUCGCUCCGCAACCAGCUGCUGCUACUCCCGAAGCCGUCGCCGCUGCUCAAGCAUCCGCGCGCACCGCCAACAAACCCGUCGACUACGACAUUGAUCGUCAAUAUGGUAUCUUCCUGUUCCGUCAGGGCGAGAUGGUCUGGUUUGACCGUCAAGGCGCAUGGGGUCUAGGCGUCAUCACCGAGAGGUCCAAGGUCGGGAACAAUUCCAAUUACAGAAUACAGCCUCUCUCUUUCCCCAACCAUCCAACCCAGGCAGUCACUAUCACAAAGGAUCGCGACCUCCGCCCGUGGCUGGCAUGGUCAGUUCCUCCUUACACCCACCAGGCUCUGAAUCAGGUCACACAUCCUCUGCACUAUAGCACUUUCGACUUUAAUGCCUUGGCUCAAGGAAAGUACGGCCCAGGCACUACUGAGAUCGAUGCUAGUAUCAUGGCUGCAAAGGCCAUUGACGCCACAUAUACUCCCUUUUGCCCUACAUCUCGCUCCGAAACCCAGUCAUAUACCGAGACCUGUUGGGAUGCCAUCUACCUGGGAGCCGAGAAGAUCUGGGUCAACGAACCCGUACGCUUGCAUACUCCUGCUGGACAAGAAGCCCCUCGUGUCCUUGUUGUCAGAACCAUCGUUGAGCGUACGCAAAAGCCUACGCAGCAAGUCUAUUCUUCAAUUUCAUUUGUUGGAGAACUCUACGUUAUGCUGCCAGCACCCAUGGAGCCCAUCACUAUGAACCGCGCUCCUAACGGCAUAGUUGCUGGUUCCGACACAGCCAAUGUCCCACUACGUUUGCUAGAAGAUAUACGUCGCCGCAACCUCGCCACCAUCCAUGCCAGAGGCAAGGCUUACCAAUGGAAGCUCCUCGAACGUAACAAAGUUGUCGACAUGAAGGACGUCAGAGGUAGAUGGUAUGAGUCUACCUUAUUCCUCCCCAUCCUCCUGCCACGCCAAGCAGAGGAGUACGAAGAACGUGUUAGGGAUGGCGUGAUUCCAGAAGUUCUGGUUCUCAUGAACGGCCACGGCGACUGCAACACAGAUUCAACUGACAAGCGACGUUUGAUCCCAGACGUAAGGGCGCCUACACGCGAACAGGCGUUUGGAAAGGCCGUGCCAGCUCGCACUACCGUCCAAGAUGGCUUCAAUCGAUCUGCGACGCAGCCAUCAGGUCCGCUACAGCAGCAGCAACCAUCACGCCUUGUCAGUGGAGGUGGUGUUGCACCCGCCUAUCAGGCCCAUAACGAACAUCAAAGUCAUGCAAGUGUUGCGGCUGCGAGUAACAAUGCGCCGAUAUCUGUAUCUGCCGCACCUUCGGCUCAGCAGGUAUCAGAGAACCCAGCAACCGAUUUUGAAGAAUUCAUGGAUUUGGACGGCCUUGGUGGCGCCGACAUGAUGAGUGGCUUUGAUCAGUCUUAUGUUUGA